CUCCCGUCGACAACGACAUGUUGUCCUUUGAGUCUGCAGGACUCCUCGUCCACCACCUCCGCGUAAUCCGAUAGUCUGAGCAUUCACUAGGCAAUUGCUUACUCCUCAGUAACACCGUUCGACGACAUCAACAAUCAACAUGGCCACUCGACGGUACUACACCGUGCUGGCUCUCCUGUGCUUCAUCAUCUUCUUCGCCAUGCUUAGCGGCAUGCGCACUCUUCGCCAAUCAGUGAAUGAUCAGGAAGCGCUGAAAGCUGCCCGUGCAGCAGAGUCACUGCAGCAGACGACUGAUGGAGCUCUCCAGCUUGGCCAAGUGGCCUUGACCGGCCACGCCAUCGCUCCAAAGCUGGGCAACGAGACAGCGAAAGCGGAACUCGGACGAUCAACGUGGCACUUCUUCCACACAGUCAUGGCUCGCUUCCCCGAGAAGCCAACAGAAGAGGAAAGCAACACCCUGCGCACCUUCAUCUACUCAUUCCAGCGCGUGUAUCCUUGCGGAGAUUGUGCCACACACUUCGGAGAGCUGCUGAAGAAGUUCCCGCCGCAAGUGAGCUCGAGAAACGCGGCGGCAGGCUGGGCAUGUCAUGUGCACAACCAGGUGAACAUCAGGCUGCACAAGGAGAUAUUUGAUUGCAAUAACAUUGGAGACUUCUACGAUUGUGGCUGUGCGAAGGACGAGGAAGACGAGAAGAAAGAGAAGGAGGGAGGAGCUAGAACAACAGAGAUACGAGACACCAGCAAGGACAAGCCGGAGAUGAGCUCGUUGAACAAGGAGAAAUAUGCCGUGAAUGGACGAGACUUCAAUGAAGAUCUGGUGUUCUCGUGAGCGAGCACAUUGGCGUUGCUAUCUCAUCACUUGGAUUUGAUGCCUUCUCUCUUGCUUUCGAACGAUUGAGGUGUACCUCCGCAUUGCACCCACUUGGACACCCAAGCUCCAGCACUAACGCCGCUGAGGAGGAAAUCGAAGCCCAGCGAUGUGACAGCUGGAUGACUCCAGAGCGCUGGCAGUAACCACCAUCUGAACUCCAGAAUCAAGAACUCUAUCCACAUGGAAUCGAGAUCUCGCAACAGACAUCCAACGCCCGCUGUCA
Molecule: messenger RNA, 1094 nt
Organism: Cercospora beticola
Lineage: Eukaryota; Fungi; Ascomycota; Dothideomycetes; Mycosphaerellales; Mycosphaerellaceae
Cellular component (GO): mitochondrion
Molecular function (GO): flavin-dependent sulfhydryl oxidase activity; flavin adenine dinucleotide binding
Source: RefSeq, a predicted model, not a curated record